AAAAAAUACCACACAACAACUCACUGGUGCUGCAACAUUAUUCAAUUUUCAUAAUGGAAUCUCACAUGUGCGCAGGUACUCUAUAAAAAAAGGCGCAAACUCGUAAGGAUAAGCAUUACAAAGCCAAACAGCUAUAGCCUCCUCAGUCCUCUGCUGAAAAAAAAAAAGAAAAAAAAUGAAUCCGACAAAAUCAAAAUCCACAAGAAACAACUCCAGCUCUCUUGUGGUUCUUGCUCUAUUCUUGCUUCAACAAAGCCUUCCUCAUAAUCUCUUUCUUGUUGAGGCUACUUCUACUAAAGUUCACAUUGUGUUCUUAGGAGAGAAGAUGCAUGAUGAUCCUGUAGCAACUAAGAAGUCUCACUAUAAGAUGCUAUCUGACUUCUUAGGGAGCAAGGAAGCUGCGAAGCAGUCCAUUCUCUACAGCUAUAGACAUGGCUUUUCCGGGAUUGCUGCAAGAUUAACAGACGCGGAGGCCAAAGCUAUAGCAAAAAUUCCUGGAGUUGUGAAAGUAAUUCCAGACUACAUUGUCAAAGCUCAUACGACUAGAAGUUGGGACUUCUUGGGAGUCCCUCACAAAUAUUCGCCACAAAGUCCUUUAUCUAACAAUCUGGGGCAAGGAACUAUUAUUGGUGUGGUUGAUUCAGGUGUAUGGCCAGAGUCUGAAAGUUUUAAGGAUGAUGGCAUGCCUCCAAUCCCAAAACGCUGGAAAGGCAUCUGCGAAAAGGGCCAACAAUUCAACAGCACAAAUUGCAACAAGAAAAUCAUUGGCGCUCGGUGGUUCGUAAAAGGAUUUGUUGAAUCACAUCAAUUAAACAAAAGUGGAGUCAAAGAUUAUCUAUCGGCAAGGGAUAUUGGUGGGCAUGGAACUCACACAGCCUCAACUGCCGCUGGGAAUUUUGUGAAAAAUGCAAACUAUAAAGGACUGGCAGCGGGAGUGGCGAGAGGCGGAGCGCCUCGUGCUCACUUGGCGAUCUACAAGGCCUUGUGGGAAAGUGGAAGAGGCGCUUCAUCUGAUAUUCUAAAAGCAAUCGACAAAGCCGUUGACGACGGCGUUGACAUCAUAUCCGCCUCUCUUGGCUCGACCGUUCCUCUUCUGCCUUUGGAUAAGGAUCUAACUGCAUAUGCUGCUCUCUUGGCCACUGCAAAGGGCGUAACCUUUGUUGCAGCGGUCGGGAAUGAAGGUCCCGUCUCGCAAACUGCUUCAGACGCCUUUCCUUGGACCAUAAGUGUUGCAGCCACCACAAUUGACAGAGCCUUCCCAACGGCCAUUACCCUUGGAAAUAACCGCACUUUCUGGGGCCAAGCCCUUUCUUUUGAAAAAACUACAAAUGCUUUUGCUCAACUGAUAUCGUCCCAAUUCAUACUUGCAGACAAUGCUACCUCCUCGAAAUGUUUGCCUGGAAAUCUGAAUUCCACAUUAACAAAAGGGAAAAUAGUGCUUUGUUCGUCAUUAUCAAGUGACAUAAAAGUAAUGAACGUAGUUUAUGCAUCAGAAGCUGUACGUAUAGCAGGAGGAGUUGGCGUCAUACUUGCACAGCCAUACUCUGAUCUGAAUUCAGAAUGUAGAAUUCCAUGUGUUGAAGUUGAUUAUACGACAGCUGCAAAAGUCUUCAACUACGUUGUCACCGCAAGUUCUCCAACUGCAAAGUUAAGUUAUCCAAAAACAGUUACAGGAAUAUUGCCAUCCCCGAAAGUAGCGACUUUCUCAUCCAGAGGACCUAAUUCCUUGAUCCCGGAAGUUCUCAAGCCGGACAUAGCCGCCCCGGGAGUGGAUAUCUUGGCUGCAGUACCAGGAGGUAAAUAUGAAUUUAUGUCAGGAACUUCAAUGGCAUGUCCACAUGUAUCAGGGAUUGUAGCUCUCAUCAAAUCUGUUCAUAAGGAUUGGUCUCCUUCUGCCAUAAAAUCAGCUCUUAUCACUACUGGGUCUCAAGUUGGAACAGAUGGAUCAUACAUAUACGCAGAGGGUCCAAAUCGUAAACUUGCAGAUCCAUUUGACAUGGGUGGUGGCCUAGUUAAUCCUGAAAAAGCAUUGGAUCCGGGUCUCAUUUACAAUGUCACUAUAGAGGAUUAUUAUCAAUUCCUCGUCUCAAUAGGUUUCGUUGAUGCAUCGAUUUCGGUUUUAACCGACAUGAGUAUAAACAAUUCCAAUCGAAAAGGCUUCUCUGCAUUGGAUUUAAACCUUCCUUCUAUAACAGUCCCAAAUCUGAGAAAUGGGGAGAAAGUAAUAGUGACAAGAACUGUGACAAACAUUGGAGAUGUAAAUUCAGUGUAUAAGGCUGUGAUCGAGGCUCCUCCAGGCAUAAAAAUAACGAUUGAACCUCAAAGUUUGGGGUUCAAUUCAACCAUUAAAAGCUUGUCGUUCAAAGUUAGCUUCUUCUCAAAUCAAAAACUGCACGGAUAUUACAAGUUUGGGAGCUUAACUUGGAGCGAUGGUAAGCAUCUUGUGAGGAGUCCUAUAGCGGUUCGUGUCAUCGCAUUUAAAUCAUUUUCUGAUGAAUAAAAUGUCACAAGUUUAUUAGUACAUUAAUAUGAGGCUGAUUUUACCGUGUGGUUUGGCUUGUUUAAGGAUUGUGUUUAUCUCCCUUUAUCUUGUUUUGGACUUUGUCGUAUGUAUGGCCUUUUAUUGAAAAAAUAAAUAAGUGUUUUUGUAAUUAC
This is a messenger RNA of Morus notabilis, 2655 nucleotides long. Its product is annotated as subtilisin-like protease SBT3.9. Gene Ontology annotation, biological process: proteolysis. The transcript is spliced from 10 exons. The record is from RefSeq and is a predicted model, not a curated record. Bases 176 to 2500 code for a protein of 774 amino acids. Gene Ontology annotation, molecular function: serine-type endopeptidase activity. NCBI's taxonomy places the organism in Eukaryota, Viridiplantae, Streptophyta, Magnoliopsida, Rosales, Moraceae.